AUGCAGUGGUUAAAGUCACUUAUUUAUCUCUUACUCUUUGCGGCAUCUGCCCCAGCCCAGUCCACCGAGGGUCUCUACAGCCUCGUUAAAAGACGAUUGCCAAAUCAUAUCGAUCAUAUCCACUUUACCAUAGAUAAGUCUAAUCUACAGGCACCGAGGUGCGCCAAAUGGCUCAAUCCUGGUCAAGGGCAAUUCCAUAUCGGCACUGUCAUCUGGGUAUCCACGUCGAGAUCGUUCUUUGUGGUGCCUCGACUGCAUCGAUACUUGGCCGACGUAGCCCACGUCGACAUUUACUGGUUUAUCGGUAGCCGUUUGGAUCAGGCUCCUUCCAAGCUCCCUCAUCUCACCAAGCCCCUCCACGGGUCCAGCACGGUGCCUUGGAGAUAUCAUUUCAAUACAGGUACUCCCAGACCAAACCGUCCUCAUAGCCCUCAAAUUAACAAUAUCACCUUUCAGUGA
This is a messenger RNA of Penicillium subrubescens, 459 nucleotides long. RefSeq lists its product as uncharacterized. NCBI's taxonomy places the organism in Eukaryota, Fungi, Ascomycota, Eurotiomycetes, Eurotiales, Aspergillaceae. The record is from RefSeq and is a predicted model, not a curated record. The transcript is spliced from 3 exons. Bases 1 to 459 code for a protein of 152 amino acids.